GGUGGGACGUGGGCGCGGGGAGACAGGUGGUGGCUACGACGGUGAAGGGAGCUGAGACUGUCCAGGCAGCCAACUUAGGCCAGGAGGACCAUGUGAAUGGGACCAGAGGGCUCCCGGGCUGGGCAGCCUGAGGGCUCAGAGGGAGCAACGGUUUGGAGCUGGGACCCCCUAUUUCAGCUUUUCUGUGGUUGGUGAAUGGAGAUCCCAGGAUCUCACAAUCUCAGCCCCCUCUCCAUUCCCUCAGGGACCAUGGGCUGUGGCUGCAGCUCACACCCGGAAGAUGACUGGAUGGAAAACAUCGAUGUGUGUGAGAACUGCCAUUAUCCCAUAGUCCCACUGGAUGGCAAGGGCACGCUGCUCAUCCGAAAUGGCUCUGAGGUGCGGGACCCACUGGUCACCUAUGAUGGCUCCAAUCCGCCGGCCUCCCCACUGCAAGACAACCUGGUUAUCGCCCUGCACAGCUAUGAGCCCUCUCACGACGGAGACCUGGGCUUUGAGAAGGGGGAACAGCUCCGCAUCCUGGAGCAGAGCGGCGAGUGGUGGAAGGCGCAGUCCCUGACCACGGGCCAGGAAGGCUUCAUCCCAUUCAAUUUUGUGGCCAAGGCGAACAGCCUGGAGCCCGAACCCUGGUUCUUCAAGAACCUGAGCCGCAAGGACGCGGAGCGGCAGCUCCUGGCGCCCGGGAACACUCACGGCUCCUUCCUCAUCCGGGAGAGCGAGAGCACCGCGGGAUCGUUUUCACUGUCGGUUCGGGACUUCGACCAGAACCAGGGAGAGGUGGUGAAACAUUACAAGAUCCGUAAUCUGGACAACGGUGGCUUCUACAUCUCCCCCCGAAUCACUUUUCCCGGCCUGCAUGAACUGGUCCGCCAUUACACCAAUGCUUCAGAUGGGCUGUGCACACGGCUGAGCCGCCCCUGCCAGACCCAGAAGCCCCAGAAGCCGUGGUGGGAGGACGAGUGGGAGGUUCCCAGGGAGACGCUGAAGUUGGUGGAGCGGCUGGGGGCUGGACAGUUCGGGGAGGUGUGGAUGGGGUACUACAACGGGCACACGAAGGUGGCAGUGAAGAGCUUGAAGCAGGGUAGCAUGUCCCCGGACGCCUUCCUGGCCGAGGCCAACCUUAUGAAGCAGCUGCAACACCAGCGGCUGGUUCGGCUCUACGCUGUGGUCACCCAGGAGCCCAUCUACAUCAUCACUGAAUACAUGGAGAAUGGGAGUCUAGUGGAUUUUCUCAAGACCCCUUCAGGCAUCAAGUUGACCAUCAACAAACUCCUGGACAUGGCAGCCCAAAUUGCAGAAGGCAUGGCAUUCAUUGAAGAGCGGAAUUAUAUUCAUCGUGACCUUCGGGCUGCCAACAUUCUGGUGUCUGACACCCUGAGCUGCAAGAUUGCAGACUUUGGCCUUGCACGCCUCAUUGAAGACAACGAGUACACAGCCAGGGAGGGAGCCAAGUUUCCCAUUAAGUGGACAGCGCCAGAAGCCAUUAACUAUGGGACAUUCACCAUCAAGUCGGAUGUGUGGUCUUUUGGGAUCCUGCUGACGGAAAUUGUCACCCAUGGCCGCAUCCCUUACCCAGGGAUGACCAACCCGGAGGUGAUUCAGAACCUGGAGCGAGGCUACCGCAUGCCGUGCCCUGAAAACUGUCCAGAGGAGCUGUACCAACUUAUGAGGUUGUGCUGGAAGGAGCGCCCGGAGGACCGGCCCACCUUUGACUACCUGCGCAGUGUGCUGGAGGACUUCUUCACGGCCACAGAGGGCCAGUACCAGCCUCAGCCUUGAGAGGCCUUGAGAGGCCCUGGAGUCCUCCCCCUUUCUCUCCAGCAUGACUUGGGGAGAUGGAGUUCUUGUGCCAUAGUCACACGGCCUAUGCACAUAUGGACUCUGCACAUGAAUCUCGCCCACAUGUGACACAUAUGCACCUUGUGUCUGUACACGUGUCCUGUAGUUGCGUGGACUCUGCACAUGUGUCUUGUACACGUGUAGCCUGUGCGUGUAUGUCUUGGACGCUGUACAAGGUACCCCUUUGGCUCUCCCAUUUCCUGAGACCACAGAGAGAGGGAAGAAGCCUGGGAUAGACAGAAGCUUCUGCCCACCUACUUUUCUUUCCUCAGAUUAUCCAGAAGUUCUUCGAGGGCCAGGACCUUAUCUAAUACCUCUGUGUGCUCCUCCUUGGUGCCUGGCCUGGCACACAUCAGGAGCUCAAUAAAUGUCUGUUGAUGACUGUUGUA
This is a messenger RNA of Piliocolobus tephrosceles (Ugandan red Colobus), 2228 nucleotides long. RefSeq names its product LCK proto-oncogene, Src family tyrosine kinase (gene LCK). Lineage: Eukaryota; Metazoa; Chordata; Mammalia; Primates; Cercopithecidae. Gene Ontology annotation, biological process: protein phosphorylation. The coding region runs from base 196 to 1779 and encodes 527 amino acids. The transcript has 14 exons. The record is from RefSeq and is a predicted model, not a curated record. Gene Ontology annotation, molecular function: protein binding; protein tyrosine kinase activity; ATP binding.